Molecule: messenger RNA, 885 nt
Organism: Exaiptasia diaphana
Lineage: Eukaryota; Metazoa; Cnidaria; Anthozoa; Actiniaria; Aiptasiidae
Product: polyketide biosynthesis malonyl-ACP decarboxylase PksF
Exons: 1
Coding region: 1-885 (294 amino acids)
Biological process (GO): fatty acid biosynthetic process
Cellular component (GO): cytosol
Molecular function (GO): 3-oxoacyl-[acyl-carrier-protein] synthase activity
Source: RefSeq, a predicted model, not a curated record
AUGGGACUUCAGGAAAAGUAUCGAAACAAGUUGAAACACCUGAACAUCAACUAUGGUUUGAACUUUCUGGAUACGGAUCUUAUUGGGAUCACCAGUGAGUUGUUGAACACGAAAGGCGAGGGGUACACAAUCGGUGCGGCUUCGGCCAGUGGAAACAUGGGACUUGUGCAAGGCGCUCGAUUGAUCGAAAGUGGCGAUUACGAUGUUGUUAUUGUGAUUGCACCAAUGAUGGAAAUGUCCAUUUACGAAUACGUUGGCUUUACCGAAAUGAGUGCGAUGUCCACCUUGAAAGAGGAUAAAAACGUUUCAGCCAUUUGUCGUCCGUUUGAUAAAGAUCAUUCUGGAUUCGUGUUCGGAGAAAACGCUGGAUGUAUCGUUCUUGAAUCUUCUGAACACCUGGGUAAACGUAACGCAAAAUCUUGGGGACAAAUAAAGGGAACAGGUGUUGUUCUCGAUGGUAACCGGAAUCCAAAUCCUUCUAUGGAAGGAGAGUCGGCUGCAAUGAAUAAAGCACUGCAAAAGGCCGGGAUUUCAUCCUCAGAAAUUGACUAUGUAAACAUGCAUGGAAGUUCUUCUCCUUUAGGUGAUCGAACGGAAGUGGAAGCUGCUCAGAACGUUGGGCUGACCAAUGCAUGGGCGAACAGUACAAAAUCAUUGAUUGGACAUGGAGUAGUGGCAGCAGGACUUGUAGAAGCCGUAGCGUCCACAAUUCAGUUGAAUGAAGGAUUUGUGCACGCAUCAAACAACUUAGAGAAUCCCAUUGACUCUGAAAUGAAAUGGGCAGUAAAACAAGAAGAAUGUCCUGAGUUAAAAUGGGCAAUCACCAACAGUUAUGGAUUUGGGGGGAUUAACACUUCCCUGGUAAUUAAGAAAAACGAAAACUAG